Molecule: messenger RNA, 1474 nt
Organism: Tetranychus urticae (two-spotted spider mite)
Lineage: Eukaryota; Metazoa; Arthropoda; Arachnida; Trombidiformes; Tetranychidae
Source: RefSeq, a predicted model, not a curated record
AAACAUAGCAAGCUCAAUCGACAAUAAACGAUCCUUAAAGUCAACUUCCGUUUAAUUUUGUACGUUUUUUUUCUUGUUUUCGACUUGUGUUAUUAAUAACCAACCAAUCGACCAAAAAUAUGUUAUUAACCAGUUUUGUUGUCUCAAUGGUUUUACCAUUGGUUCAACCUUUGGUUCAACCUUUGGUUUUAGUCGUCAACUGUCUCCAAUGUUACCCUCAAUUAUUAUAAAGGAUAAUUAAGCGGCAUCAUUUUAAUCAAGUGGAGAUCGAUUUCGAUGUCAAUUGUUUAGUAAACAUGACCUUUUUCACGACGAUUCUCAUCGGAUAGGAUUUCAAGUAUACUUGGGUCAAAUUUUGGAGUCUCUCAACUAUUAACUGCAUUAAGGUCUCAGCAUGAAACAAGGAAGCACAAUUUACAUCUAAUCAAGAAUCAUGCAAACAUGAGAAAUCUCGUCUUCACCCUUACAGUCACAUUUGUUGUCUUUCUUUCCCAGACUGAUUUGUCCGUUUCAAGGAAACCCAAAUUAGGAUCAAACAAAAAAUGUGUCCUCAGAGAAAUGGAUAAAAAGGCUGAAAUUGUUUUUGUGUUUGGUCGAAGAGAUGUUUACUUACCCAAAAAUCCAACCGAGAUGGUUCCUCAUUGCAAAGAAGAGUUUGAUGCUGAAGAUUUUGUCAAAUCAUACUCAAGACGUUGUUUGAAACCUCUGCCAAGACAAAUCAUUGGAGUCAUAUUGAUGGGAGCAUCUCAAGUGAUUAAACAACGAUGUACGCCAGAAGGAACAACUGAAUAUUUAAGCCAUUAUGAAUGCAUUCACAACACAAUACCUCAUUUGCAUGACUGCAUGGACCAGCUUGUUGUCAGCUUACAUGAAAUUACCAAAAAACCAGUGGAAGAAAGGAUUCCUCAAGCAUGUUGUUCCUUCAGCAGAUAUAUUUCAUGUUCAGUCAAACCUGUUCGUAAAAUGUGUCCCAAAGAUCCGUCCGCUGAAGAUUACAUCGCCGUUAAAAUGAUCAAGGGUUAUGCAAGUGAAGUCUUGGAUAUGGUGUGCCAAGGAUAUGAUCUUGGUGGAGAGAAAUGUAACAGAAUAACAUUACCUGAUGGCGGUUUCAAAGAUGAAUCAGGUCAAUUGUUGGUUCCAAUCCGAAACAUUACUGAUCGUCCUCAUUCAAUCAUACCGCCCUUUAUGGACAUCUUCACACAAAAUUAGUUAACCUCUUGAGAUGAAUUUUUCUUACACGGAGGAAGAUGAUUAUUAUUAUUAUAAAUGGUCAACUAAUUGCGCAUCAGUCAAAAAUCAAUGAGCAAAGUUGAUUGUACCUUGCUUUGAUAUCUUUUUAUGCAGGUAUAAAACCACCGUUAACCAGUUAUUCGUUUAUUUUUGUUACAAUUUAUUAUCAUUCUCCUCCAAUCUAUUGUAUUUGACAUUUCAUUUAUUGCACAUUUGAUAAAUUUCUCGAUAUUGUCAUGUUCAA